GAAGGGGAAAAAAUCUGAAAGCUGUUUGCAACACAUUAAAGCAUCAAGUAAAACAAUCCAGAAGAAAACAAAUUCAAGUUUCAAAAAAAAUAUUUUAGAACCUGCUCUUAGUGUCAUUUUGCUUUCCCCAUAUUUAUUUAGAAUCAUAGAGUUGGAAGAGACCACAAGGGCCAUCCAGUCCAACCCCCUGCCAAGCAGGAAACACCAUCAAAGCAUUCCCGACAGAUAGCUGUCAAGCCUCCGCUUAAAGACUCCAAAGAAGGAGACUCCACCACACUCCUCCUUGGCAGCAAAGUUCCACUGUUGAACAGCUCUUACUGUUAGGAAGUUCUUCCUAAUGUUUAGGUGGAAUCUUCUUUCUUGUAGCUUGAAUCCAUUGCUCCGUGUCCGCUUCUCUGUAGCAGCAGAAAACAACCUUUCUCCCUCCUCUAUAUGACAUCCUUUUAUAUAUUUGAACAUGGCUAUCAUCUGUCACCUACUUAAUUUAUAUAGCUGCCCCAUAGAACUAUUACUCUAGGAAGCCAGUGUGCUGUAGUGGUUAGGGUGUCAGACUAGGACCUGGGAGAUAAGGGUUCAAAUCCCUUUGGAUGAUGAUAUUGAGGUGAUGCUCAUCAAAUUAUAGCAAACUGGGGGGUGGGUAGCCAGUGCCAGUGAAGACAGAAUCAGGAUAACCUUAACAGAUUGGAGAACUAGGCCCAAACUAACAAAAUGCAUUUCAACUUUGACAAAUUUAAGGUUCUACACUUAGGCAGGCAGGCAGGCAGGAAGAACUAGAUGAACAAAUAUAAGAUGGGGAACAUCUGACUUGCCAGUGGUAGGUGUGAAAGGGAGCUAAAAUCACAAGCUUAACAUGAGUCAGUAGUGUGAUGCAGCAACAAAAAACAGCUAAUGCUAUUCUAGGCUGCAUCAGCAGAAGUAUAGUGUCCAGAUCAAUGAAAGUAAUAGUACCACUCUAUUCUGCUUUGGUCAGACCACACCUGGAGUACUGUGUCCAGUUCUGGGCACCUCCAUUUAAGAAGCAUGUUGACAAGUUGGAAUGUGUGCAGAGGAAGGCGACCAAGAUGAUCAAGGGUCUGGAAACCAAUUCUUAUGAGAAACGAUUUGAGGGAACUGGGUAUGUUUAGCCUGGGAAAGAGGAUGUAGCCAUCUUUGAAUAUCUAAUAGGCUGUCAACUGGAGGAUGGAGAAAGCUUGUUUUCUCCUGCUCCAGAGGGUAGGAUCCAAACCAAUGGACUCAAGUUACAAGAAAGGAGAUUCAGACUAAACAUUCUGAGUGCAAGAGUUGUUCAACAGUGCAUCAGACACUCUUUCCUUGGAGGUUUUUAAGAAGAGGUUGGAUGGCCAUCUGUCUUGAAUGCUUUAGUUGAGGUUCUUGAAUUGCAGGGGAUUGGAUUAGAUGACCCUAGAAGUCACUUUUAACUCUGCAAUUCUAUGAUUCUAGUUUAUAACAUUACUCUGUUUUUCUAGGUAAAUUAGUUCAUAGUGCACUUACCUUUAAGCAGUCUCUUUCACUGGAUCUUACUAGGCUUUGCAGGAUAUAUGCUCUUGGAUCAAAAGCAGAGCUCUUUGAGGGCCUUGGCAAAUAAUUGCAGCUGAGUUGUUAGAUUGUUUAGAUGUAAGGUGUUGCAGGCAUAAUGUUGAGGGAACUGAAUGCACAGUUGUGAAUUAGACCAGCUUCUCCCAACCUGAUGUCCUCCAGAUGGUUUUUGAACCCCCAUCAGCCCCAGCCAGCAUGGCCCAAUGGUCAGGGAUUGUGGGAAUUGAUAUCCAAAACAUCUGGAGAGCAGCUGACUAGGGAAGGCUGAGUUAGACAUGUAUAUUGUUCAGCCUUAUUGAUGGCAAUAAUUCAAUCACUUAAACAUUUUGGUGUCACUGGCUUUAUGAGGAGUAGUGAGGGCAUUAAUUCCCCAUUAAUUCCCCAUUAAUUAAAGCUGUGGGGAAGAGUCUAAAUUCUCUCUUUUUAAAACGGCCAGGCUUUAAUUAACCUUGUAAAGUAGUUUCAUACUACAAAGUUGAGGCACUGUGAACAAAUGUCACCCUAUGCACUUCUUCCUCCUUCCCCCAACCCCCCCCCCACUUGGCAUUUUAUUUUUUUAAUACUAGGGAAAUAACUUAAUUGACCAUAAUUAGUUGUGUCAUUUAAUUAUCCUUCCCCACCGCCAGCCUCUUAUAAGUUGUACAUACGUUGGCCUCGGUUCCUUAUUCUACUGAAGCUCUUCCAUGGUGUACAUUUACAUGCCUACCCUCCCAAAAAAUCUACGAUGCUGCAAACCACCCAGACUGCAUGUGCAUAGUUACAUUGGCUGCAAUACUGCUGCAGAGCCUGAGUAGAGGCAAGUCCAUCACAUUUUCUUUUAAAAAGCAACAACCAAAAACCUUCCUCCCCAUAUCCGUGUGCUGUUGAUGGCAUUUAGACGGUGAAAUCUCCUUCCUUGACGAUCAUCAGAACCUUCCACGCAGCAACUCUGCAGAGAAUAUCCUUCCUUGAGGGAUUUCUUUGUUUUUCUGCUUAUAAUUUCCCCCUUUCUUAGCUGUAGUACAGCCGCACCAUUUCAGCUUGCUAGUGCAGAAAGAUGUUGUGAAUUCAGUUGCUGAGAAUGAGGCUGGCCUGCCUGCAAAUACUAAGGCUCCUAGAGGCAUGCUAAAGAGUCGUAGGUGAAUCUAACCCAAUCCUUUCUACAACAAAACGAUAUGUGUCACAAAGAUGUCUACACGGAAUUGCCAAGGAAUGGAUUCUGUGAUCAAGCCCUUGGACACAAUUCCAGAAGACAAAAAAGUCAGAGUUCAGAGGACACAGAGCACUUUUGAUCCAUUUGAAAAGCCAAAUAAUCAAGUGAAGAGGGUCCAUUCAGAGAACAAUGCCUGCAUUAACUUCAAGACUUCAUCCACUGGGAAAGAAUCUCCUAAAAUCAGACGACAUUCCAGUCCUAGCUCUCCAACAAGUCCCAAGUUUGGAAAAGCAGACUCUUAUGAAAAACUGGAAAAACUGGGAGAAGGCUCAUAUGCCACAGUAUAUAAAGGGAAAAGCAAGGUAAAUGGAAAGUUGGUGGCACUAAAGGUGAUUAGACUUCAAGAGGAGGAAGGCACUCCAUUUACAGCCAUCAGGGAAGCUUCUCUUUUGAAGGGCCUAAAACAUUCUAAUAUUGUGCUGCUUCAUGAUAUUAUUCACACAAAGGAGACAUUGACACUGGUAUUUGAGUUUGUGCACACAGAUUUAUGUCAGUACAUGGACAAACAUCCUGGAGGACUUCAUCCAGACAAUGUGAAGUUAUUUUUAUUUCAAUUGCUGCGAGGACUUUCGUACAUCCACCAGCGUUACAUUUUGCACAGGGACCUGAAACCCCAAAAUCUUCUGAUCAGUGACACUGGGGAGUUGAAGCUGGCAGAUUUUGGACUUGCAAGAGCCAAAUCUGUCCCUAGUCAUACGUACUCUAAUGAAGUGGUUACCCUGUGGUACAGACCUCCAGAUGUCCUCUUAGGUUCAACAGAAUAUUCCACCUGCCUUGAUAUGUGGGGAGUUGGUUGUAUCUUUGUCGAAAUGAUUCAAGGUGUUGCUGCUUUUCCAGGAAUGAAAGACAUUCAAGAUCAACUUGAAAGAAUAUUUCUGGUGCUUGGAACCCCAAAUGAAGAUUCGUGGCCUGGAGUUCAUUCUCUACCCCAUUUCAAGCCAGAUCGGUUUACACAGUACAGUGCAAAAAACCUUAGGCAAGCCUGGAAUAAGCUAAGCUAUGUGAAUCAUGCAGAGGAUCUGGCCUCCAAAUUACUCCAGUGUUUCCCAAAGAACAGAUUGUCAGCACAGGCAGCUCUCAGCCAUGAGUAUUUCAGUGACCUGCCCCCACGGCUAUGGGAACUAACUGACAUGUCUUCUAUUUUUUCCGUACCCAAUGUAAGAUUACAAGCAGAGGGUGGAGAAAGCAUGAAAGUCUUUGGAAAAAACAAUAUUUAUGGCAAAGGUCUAUCAAACAUUAAGCACUGAGGAACAUGUUGAUUUCCCACAAAUAAUUCAGGAACUAAGAUCACCAGACUGGAGGAGAACCAAAACCUAAAAAGAGCCAACUCUAUGAAGACACCAUGGCCCUGCUUCCUUUCUCUCUCAGUGGUGGAUUUCAGUCACAAGAAAAACAAUGCUGGCAAGACCUUGUUCCCCUUCCCUCUCACUUUAUUUAUAACCUUGCACACAUUUUGAUACCUUGUGAUUUCAGAGACCUCUGUGAAGAUUAAGCUUUUUUGCUUACUGAUACAUGGCAUGUUCUUUUUUCCCAGCCUUUUGUGUUGAGUUUAUCUGGUUUUUCCACAGCAGCACAAAACCCUUGUGAAGAUAUUUAUGCUUUCACCAGCAAUGUCUUAUUAAGACAACACAUUUGGUGUUCACACUUCUUCAGUAAUGUCUGUAGAUAAAAGCCAGUCAUGGUAUGCCACAGUGUGUGUGUUCAUCGAAAUGUUCCACAUAUUUUGCAAAUUGUCAGAAGGAUACUUUAAGCUAGAGCAGAGCUUGCUAAGUUGGUUGUAACAAUCAGUAUCUUACAACUAUGCCUAUUUAUUACUGCUAGAAAACAUCACGUUCCUUUCUUUAACCAUGGCAAUAAGUGCAUCUUAGUCACCCUGAGUUUGGUUACUCAGCCUAUGUUGCAUAAUUUGGCAGAUUUUAAAACAGACUUCCACUAUAUAUAUAGUACUGAGUACUUCAAAUAUUUGAGACCUAUUUAGAAAAAGGGGGUUUGGGAAUUCCACAUUUACUUUUUCUUGUAGCUUAGUUCAAAAUAUAUUCUAAAAAGGAAAAUAAAGGAGACAAGGGAGGGUGAGUUUACAUUAGGAUAAGCACUAUGGUAUAGAAUCUGUAGUUGCUGAAUGAGCCAUUUAAAAGCCUAGUUUUUAAUAGUCAUCCAAACUCCAAAUAUUUGUUCUUCCAAACCAAAGCAUCUUUCCAGUUAUUUUUAUAAGAUGUUCAGAUACAAUUGGAAAAUGCCUCUGUUACUGCAUCCUCAAAUGGAAUUUUCUCCAAUAAUCGUUCAAAUUUCUAAAGAUUAAAGUAAUUGGGAAUUGAAGGGAUUUCUAUUCUUGUUUUGAGGGAGGGUGGAUGAUGGAGCCUAUGGGAAUCUUAAGGGCUGUAGCGGUUUCUGCCUACCAUUCACCAUCCCUAACAUGAUUAAUAACACUUGUAUUCUAGGAGAUGGGGAGUGGGCAAUCCAAAAAAAUAAAUUUGACAUGCUUACAGUGGGGAUUUCUCAUCCAUUUAUUCCAACAAAGAAAGAUUAUUUGCCUUUCUAGUACAUCAGCUGCCUAAAAACACAUCUAUUUUUAUAACGCGUUGAUUGUAGCAUCUAAUGCUAUGUUAGAAAAAAGGAGAAAACAUAGGACCCAUUCUGUACUUUCAUUUUGUAAACUGAUGUCUUGAUAUUGUUUGGAGUUGGAAAAUUAUUGAUUUUGCUGAGGACUUUUUUUUAGCAAAAGGCAACAGUGGUAAAUAUUAUUCUGUGAUACUGAUUCCAGUAGUAAUGCAAGAAUUAAAAUAUGCAUCUCCUAAAUACCACUACUAAAACUCAAACCCUAAAUAUCUCAAACUUUGUUUCUGUAUCUGUGGAAACAAAUAAUCACAAAAUAAAAUAGAACACUUUGAACGUAACACAGAUGCCUUAACUACGACUUGUUUUGAGUUCCGUAUUCAACCUUUUGUACGUAAUCUCCUUUUCCAAGUUAGGUCAUAUUUAGAUGUUUAAAGAUGGUUUCUUUUUUUAAAAAAAAAAACAAAGUAUCGUGCUUGCAAAAAUGUGAGGAAUCUUUGAAAAUGUAACAAAGGUUCAAUUAGGAAAAUGAGGGUAGAUCUUUAGAUGUAAAUCUCUUGCUUUGGCAGCUUAAGGAGUGAGGGAGGCAAUUACACUCCUUGUUGAGGCAACUGAUGGUUUGAUGUAGAGAGGAAUUCUACUGAAGAGCUCUCAUCUGCGGUUUAAAUGCCUAGCACCUUACUGUCCUCAAUUAAUCAAACGCUCAGAGCUUCUGCUUAGGUUUUGUGAAUGUGCGUAUGUAUGCUUUCAGUGCUUCCUCUAUUUAAAAUAAUCAUUAAUGCAACUGAACAUAUUGGCCUAUAAUAUUUAGUUAUCAGCUAUUAAACUCUGAGAGCCAGCCCCACUCAACACAUAUCACUUCAAUUACAUGUUUUUGGAGUGAUUUCCCAUGGAGGAUUACAUACAUAAAAACACUGUGUGAGAACUACACACUCCCCAAGAAGGAUUUGUGGUCAGAAUACUAUGUCAUUCCUAGAUAUUCCUGUUAUAAUCUGGCUUUUCAAUUCCAGUGUUAUUUUCCACUUGUGUCCCUUCAUACAAAUCAUUCCAAAAGCAUGCAUGAGAACAAUAGUUUUGGCAGAGUCCCUAAUAUUUAGCUUCUUAAAGAAGUUACUUUUUUGUCCAAGGUGCUGAGAUUCCAACAGAAUUCCAUGUACUUCAAGCAACUAAAUUUUAAACCAGUUUGAACUAUUUAUUUGUAUUGGGGUGGGGAGGUAAUUGUCACUGCAAUGUAAGAGGGUUGUGUGAUGGGCUGGUAUUGUGCAGUAUGAUCUGCUGUAUCCUCGCUAUCAGGCUGGCUAGGAGAAAAAUCCAGUGCAGUAUAGUUAACCCAUGCAAGUCCUCAACAGAGAGAGUAGUAAUUAUAAAACCAUGCCUUCCCCUUUUUAGAGCAUACUCCAACCCCAAAAUAUCUUCCAAUGUCCUAUAUGUUUCUGCCAAGUCCCAAGGCUAGAUAAUUUUGUUCAUAACUCCCUCUAUACCAUUUUAUCCCUCUAAUGAUUCUCUUAAGGGUCACUCAGGCAAAACCGCUAAUUUCCAGAACUCUAUUCUGGAGGUGUAAAGGCUAAAGGCAAUCCAGGAGAGCUUUGAACACUGCUUAACACAGAUUUUUAAAUGUUACAUCUACUUCCACCAACAGCUGCACAAGCUUUCUCUGCAUCUGAACAUUGUGCCCUUGACUGCAGCAGAAGAUGGGAAUCUUGCGCUGUUGGUACUCCGAAGUCCCUUGCACAGUUUCCCCUGUGUUAUGAAGCCACUCUGAGCUUUGCAAGAUUGCAACAAAAGCCAAAACUUGAUACAGUUCCAGUCCUCCUUUCAGCUACUUGAAAAGAAACAAUUCAUAUUCUCAUUUCCCCAUGUAUAUAACAAUUGUGGGCUGAUUCAUAUGUUGCUGAAAUGGAGGUUGUUGCUUUCCCAUAAUUGAAUCCCGUACUUUUCCAGUAACAGUUGAAUGAGCUUUAUGACAUGGGUAGAUGAAAAGUCUACCUACAGGAUCCAACUACUCCGCAUGAUUCUGUGCUUCAAAUGCAUAGCCAGAGAACUAGCAAUAGAGGACUGGAGCUGGGUAGACCCACAACCAUGCUGUUUUGAUAACAUAUAGAUUGGGCCUAUAUGAUUGGUAUUAGAAAUGCAACAGCUUUCCUUUUCCUUACAGUACUCCUGAAUUACACCCCUUCUUGUUUUAGUGGGCUUACCAAUGAGGAGAGGAGACUCACAGUUCUGAAGCUGUGAAGAGCUUAAGCUUGCAGUCAACAAUAAGAGUUUGCUAUAAUGUUGAUUUUUCUUCUCAGAGGAACCCUACCAAACAUGCAGAACACCUAAACAGUGGAGUAGUAUUGACAUUACUUGACUACAGUACCCUUGGGGUUAAGAAUAAAGUGAUUAAGUAGCAGUGGAAAUGUUAAUACACAAUGGCUAGAAAACGUUGGGGUUCAAGUCUUCUUUUCAACAUUUGGAAGAGCUUUACAUAGACAUUUCCUAUUUAUUCUGGUUUGGGCAACAGACCCUAAGUGUGAUCUUUGAUGUGUGUGCACAAUGGACUACAAACUGUGUGCUCCAUACAAAACAUUAUUAUUGGUUUUAUAACCUAAUAGGAUAAAUGGCAUUUAGACUGUACAGACUGGCACUGAAUAUAGAUGCCAUAUAAAUAGAUGUUCUGUUAUUGGCCAUAACUAAACCUUCUCUCUUGACAUAAAGGUGUGGAGGUAAUUAUAUUUGUUGUUGCCUUGCAAUAUUCUCAAAAGCAAAAACAAAGGAUGCACUAAGAAAUUCCCUAAUCCCAAAACUGCCCUUCUGCAGUGCUAUAUUCAAAAUCUUCCCUUGCUGGGGCUCUUUAUAUAAGGCACAAAAGUGCUCUUUUUAACAGGGGUUUGGUACUCAAACAAUGUUAAUAUUAAAUAUGUAUACAUACAUAUAGCCACACAAUUUAGAAUGACAGCUUGGUAAGCAGUAUGGUUAAGUAAAUGUUACAUUGUUUGUUUUCAAUGUGUAAUUUGUCUGUAUUAUGAAAGAUGUAAUGGUUCGUCAGGUGUUGACUGUUUUCAUGUAAUAUUAUAUUGAAUAAAGUAUCAAAGGAU
Zootoca vivipara (common lizard) is the source of this 8358-nucleotide messenger RNA. RefSeq names its product cyclin dependent kinase 14 (gene CDK14). Gene Ontology annotation, molecular function: ATP binding; cyclin binding; cyclin-dependent protein serine/threonine kinase activity. The record is from RefSeq and is a predicted model, not a curated record. Gene Ontology annotation, cellular component: nucleus; cytoplasm; cytosol. Gene Ontology annotation, biological process: protein phosphorylation. Lineage: Eukaryota; Metazoa; Chordata; Lepidosauria; Squamata; Lacertidae.